AUGGGACCACCUAUCUUACAAAUGGUCAAACUUUUGUUUGACCCUGAUGUUUCUAAGAAAAUGAUCUUGCAAUUGGCUUAUAAACAAGCCAAAGCUGUUGGAUUUCUUAAAAUCUUAUCUUUCUUGUUGGGAGCUAGUAUUGUGGGAGCUUCAACUAUUAUAAAAAUCCCCCAAAUUAAGAAAAUUUUGAAUCCUAAAUUAUUAGAAGAUAGAAUCAAAGUUUCUCAAGGGUUAUCAUUAAAUGGUAUUAGUUUAGAAACUUUCAAUUAUUUAAUUCAUGUUCUUUACAAUAGGAAUAAUGGGAAUCUGUUCUUGGGAUAUGGAGAGGUGGCAUGUUUAGGAGUUCAAAACGUUGUUAUUAUGCUUUUGAUUAAUUAUUACGAGAAGAGAGCCACAUUAGAGAACACUACUUUAAGUGACAAACAGAAAAUUAGAGAAUCUUUAGGUGCUUUAGUUAACCCAAUUGGUAUUAUCGUAGCUAUCGUAGUUUUGUUUGAUAAGAUUUUACCUCAUUCAGUAAUCAAUGGGUUACAGGUAUUGAACAUUCCUUUGUCAAUUAUUUCGAAGUUGCCACAAAUUCAAAGAAAUUACUAUUUGAAAUCUACCAAACAUUUAUCUAAUAUUACUGUUACAGCCAAUGUAUUAGGUUCACUUUCCAGAGUUUUCACUACAGUUCAAGAUUUUAACAAAUUAGGAAGAGAUUAUGUCUUAUUGACAGGUUAUAGCGUGUCUUUCAUUCUCAAUUCCGUUGUUGCUGGUCAAUGUUAUUACUACUCUCAACCAGAAUUUCAAUCGGAAUCCGAAAAGAGAGAUUAA
Messenger RNA from Yamadazyma jaroonii, 816 nucleotides. The record is from the annotation of a GenBank genome assembly. Lineage: Eukaryota; Fungi; Ascomycota; Pichiomycetes; Serinales; Debaryomycetaceae.